AAAGAGAAAGUGAAAGUGUAGCUGAGCUCUGUGUGUUUGUGACUCUGUAUUUCUGCAGUAAAAUGGCAGAAGCCAGAUUUUCUCAGGAUGAGUUUUUGUGUCCGGUGUGUCUGGAUCUCCUGAAGGAUCCAGUGACCAUCCAGUGUGGACACAGUUACUGUAUGAGCUGUAUUACUGACUGCUGGGAUGAAGAGGAUCAGAAGAGAGUCUACAGCUGUCCUCAGUGCAGACAGACCUUCAGCCCAAGACCUGCUUUAUUUAAGAACGUGGUGUUUGCUGAAAUGAUGGAGAAACUGAAGAAGACUAAACUUCAAAGUGUGGUUCCUGCAGGAGCUGGAGAUGUGGAGUGUGACGUCUGUACUGGAAGAAAAUACAGAGCCGUCAAGUCCUGUCUGGUGUGUCUGAACUCUUACUGUCAGAAUCACCUCGAACAACAUGAGAGUUGGUUUAAAGGAAAGAGACACAGUUUGAUUGAAGCCACUGGACGACUGCAGGAGAUGAUCUGCCAGAAACAUGAGAAGAUCCUCGAGGUUUUCUGUCGCACAGAUCAGACGUUUAUAUGUCUGCUGUGUACGAUGGAUGAACAUAAAAACCACGACACUGUAUCAGCUGCAGCACAGAGGACAGAGAAACAGAAGCAGCUGAAGGAGACACAGAAGACGCUCCGGCAGAGAAUCCAGCAGAGAGAGAAAGAUCUCCAGCAGCUGAGAGAGACUGUGGAGUCUCAUAAGCGCUCUGCACAGACAGCAGUGGAGGACAGUGAGAGGAUCUUUACUGAGCUCAUCCGCUCCAUUGAGAGAAGCCGCUCUGAGCUGAUACGACUGAUCAGAGAUCAGGAAAAGACUGCAGUGAGUCGAGCUGAAGAACGACUGGAGCGACUGGAGCAGGAGAUCAAUGAUCUGAGGAGGAGAGACGCUGAGCUGGAGCAGCUUUCACACACACAGGAUCACAUCCAGUUCCUGCAGAGUUUCCAGUCUCUCUCAGCAGCUCCUGAAUCCACAGACGUAAAUGAUGAUAUCUUCAGUUCUCUCUCUUCUGAUGAUCUGAGAGAAUCUGUCCAUCAGCUGAGAGACAAACUGGAGGAUUUCUGCAAAGAGCAGCUGAAGAAGAUCUCAGACAGAGUCACAUUCACCAACAUUGUUCCCAGAACCAGGAAGGACUUCCUACAAUAUUCCCGUCAGUUCACUCUGGAUCUGAACACAGUGAAUAAAUUCCUCCGUCUGUCUGAGAACAACAGAGUGAUUACUGCCACUAAAACAGUUCAGUCGUAUCCUGAUCAUCCAGACAGAUUUGAUGUGUGUCAGGUGUUGUGUAGAGAGAGUGUGUGUGGACGCUGUUACUGGGAGAUUGACUGGAGAGGAUUUAAUAGUGUGUGUAUAUCAGUGUCAUAUAAGAGCAUCAGCAGGAAGGGAGGAGGUAAAGAGUGUGUGUUUGGAUCUAAUGAUCAGUCCUGGAGUUUGUUCUGCUCCCCCUCCAGUUACUCAUUCAGUCACAAUAAUAUACACACUGCUCUCUCUGUGAAGCCCAUCAUCAGGAGAAUAGGAGUGUUUGUGGAUCACAGAGCAGGAACUCUGUCCUUCUACAGCGUCUCUGACACAAUGAGACUCAUCCACACAGUCCAGACCACAUUCACUCAGCCGCUCUAUCUUGGGUUUGGGUUUAAUAGUGUAUUGUUUUUUCUUUGGCCUGGAUCAGUGAAACUGUGUUGAUGAAUCAGAAUACACUGACGAGAGAUUCUACCCACAAUGCUUUGAGCUGCAUGAUAGAUCAAUAACAGUGUUAUUACUGAAUCUCUUCUUUUCUCUUCAUGACAUUAAUACUGCAGCUUUACUUCUGUCAGUGAAAUAAUGUCAGAAUAAAUGUAAUAAAUCCUCACAGAGACGGAAAGAUCAGUGUGUGUGAGUCCUGCUGAGUGACUCUGUGUUUCUGUGACCUUCACAUCCUACAUUUGACCCUGGAGCACAAAACCAGACAUAAGGGUCAAUUAUUUGAAUUUAUUUGAUGUGUGGUUUAUUCGGAGGACAAUAUUUGUCUGAGAUAUUAGAAAAUCUGGAAUCUGAGGGAGCAACAAAAUCUAAAUAUUGAGAAAAUCAUCUUUAAAGUUGUUCAAAUGAAGUUCUUAGCAAUGCAUAUUACUGAUCAA
Carassius gibelio (silver crucian carp) is the source of this 2143-nucleotide messenger RNA. RefSeq names its product tripartite motif-containing protein 16-like. The transcript has 6 exons. Bases 63 to 1709 code for a protein of 548 amino acids. Lineage: Eukaryota; Metazoa; Chordata; Actinopteri; Cypriniformes; Cyprinidae. The record is from RefSeq and is a predicted model, not a curated record. Gene Ontology annotation, molecular function: protein binding; zinc ion binding.